AUGUCCCAACACCUGUUUCUCCCAGUUGUCAUGAUGGAGCCACACCUAAGCCAUCAUCUCCCGGCCUUUCCCUGCCUCUCUCUUGUCUUUCCAGUGGUCAGUCCCAUCCCAGGCACCUCCCAGGAUUCAGCUAUCAGUCCUACCCAAGGAGAAUCGGAAGACUUAGAUUGCGGCCACCCGGAGCCCUCUUCCCGCAUCGUAGGGGGCUCCGACGCACGCCCCGGCACUUGGCCUUGGCAGGUGAGCCUGCAUCACGGUGGGGGCCAUAUCUGCGGGGGCUCUCUCAUCGCUCCUUCCUGGGUCCUUUCUGCUGCUCACUGUUUCGUGACGAAUGGGACCUUGGAGCCCGCGGACGAAUGGUCAGUCCUGCUGGGCGUGCAUUCCCAGGACGGACCCAUGGACGGCGCGCACUUGCGCUCAGUGGCCGCUAUCCUGGUGCCGGACAACUACAGCCGAGUGGAACUGGGCUCCGAUGUGGCUCUGCUUCGCCUGGCCUCACCCGCCAGGCUGAGCCCCUCGGUGCGGCCGGUUUGCCUGCCUCGCGCCUCGCACCGCUUCGCUCACGGCACCGCCUGCUGGGCCACUGGCUGGGGAGACGUCCAGGAGGCUGACCCUCUGCCUCUCCCCUGGGUGCUACAGGAAGUGGAGCUAAGGUUGCUUGGAGAGGCUGCCUGUCAGUGUCUCUACAGCCGGCCUGGCCCUUUCAACCUGACCUUCCAGCUGUUGCCAGGGAUGCUGUGUGCUGGCUACCCAGAGGGACGCAGGGAUACCUGCCAGGGUGACUCUGGGGGACCGCUGGUCUGUGAGGAUGGUGGCCGCUGGUUCCAGGCAGGAAUCACCAGCUUUGGCUUUGGCUGUGGACGGAGGAACCGCCCCGGGGUGUUCACUGCAGUGGCUCCCUACGAGUCCUGGAUACGGGAACAGGUGAUGGGUUCAGAGCCUGGGCCUGCCUUCCCCAGCCAGCUUCACAAGCCCCAGUCAGGACCCCAGGAGCCCAGAGAAGAAAACUGUACCUUUGCCCAACCAGAGUGCGGGAAGGCUUCGCGGCCAGGGAUCUGGCCCUGGGAGGCCCAGGUGAUGGUGCCAGGCUCCAGACCCUGCUAUGGAGUUCUGGUGUCGGACAGCUGGGUCUUGGCACCCGCCAGCUGCUCUCUGGACUACCCCAUCCAGCAGCCCCGCACCUCUGACAGCCCACCCCGCGACCUUGAAGCCUGGCGGGUGCUGCUGCCCUCGCGUCCGGAGGGGGAGAGGGUGGCGCGCCUCGUGCCGCACGAGAACGCUUCCAAGGACUCCGCCUCGGACCUGGCGCUGCUGCAGCUGAGGACGCGCGUGAACCUGACCGCCGCACCGAGUGCCGUGUGCCUGCCCCAUCCCGAACACUUCUUCCUGCCCGGGAGCCGCUGCCGCCUGGCUCGCUGGGGCCGCGGGGAACCCGCGCCCGGCUCCAGCGCGCAGCUGGAGGCGCAGCUGAUGAACAGCUGGUGGUGUCACUGCCUGUACGGCCGCCAGGGGGCGUCAGUGCCGCCGCCAGGAGACCCGCCGCAUUUGCUUUGCCCCGCCUACCUGGAGGAGGAAGAGGCGGGCCAAUGCUGGAAAGAUGCGGGUUGGAGCCUUCUGUGUCGUGAGGAGGGGACGUGGUUCCUGGCUGGACACAGAACCCUCUCAAAUGGUUGUCUCCGCCCCCGAGCCUUCUCUCCACUGCAGACUCACGGGCCAUGGAUCAGUCAUGUGACUCAGGGAGCGUACCUGGAAGAUCAGCUAACCUGGGACUGGGGCCCUGAGGGGGAGGAGACUGAGAAACAGAUUUGUCCCCCACACACUGAGCACGGUGCCUGUGGCCUAAGGCCAAAGGCCACUCCAGCUGGUGCGUUGUGGCCCUGGCUGACAGAAGUGCAUGUGACUGGUAAUCGAGUCUGCACUGGGAUUCUGGUUGCCCCGGGCUGGGUCCUUGCAGCCACUCACUGUAUUCUCAGGCUGGGCUCUACAACAGUGCCUUACAUUGAAGUGUAUCUGGGCCAGGCAGGGGCCCGCUCCCUCCCACAGGGCCACCAGGUGUCUCGCUCGGUCAUCAGCAUUCGCCUGCCCAGGCACUUAGGACUUAGACCCCCCCUGGCCCUACUGGAGCUGAACUCUCAGGUGGCGCCUUCCCCAUCAGCUCUGCCCAUCUGCCUCCAGCCAGGGGGAAUUCCCCCGGGGGCCAGCUGCUGGGUGCUGGGCUGGAAAGACCCCCAGGACAGAGUUCCUGUAGCUGCUGCUGUCACCAUCCUGACACCACGACUCUGUCACUGCCUCUAUCAGGGCAUUCUGACUCCUGGAACCUUCUGUGUCCUCUAUACUGAGGGGCAGGAAGAUAAAUGUGAGGUGACCUCGGCACCUCCCCUCCUGUGCCAGACUGAGGGAGGCCCCUGGGUUCUCAUGGGCAUGGCUGUUCGAGGUAGCCAGGAGCUGUUUGCAGCCAUUGGCCCUGAAGCUGCUUGGAUAUCGCAAACAGUGGGAGAAGCCCAUUUCCUUCCUCCUAGUGGUUCCCCCUACUGGCCUCCUGAAGACAGUGACCUGUGCCACCAAGACUUGGCAGGAGCUGCAAGCUCCCCUAGGGCAGCCGCUCUGCUUCUGCUCCCACUGGCUCCCCUGAUCCAGGGCUGAGUCUGGCUCCUCUUCACACCACCCAUAAGGGCUGGAAUGUGGCCCAGCCGGCCAGCUCCCAGGCCUGGAGAGGGCCUCAUCCACCUAUACUACACUAGCUUUCAGAUCAUCAGACCUCAGUGCUGGCUGCUUUGAACCUAAGAGUCCUUGGGAGUGCUGGAGGAAGAGACAAUAAAGACGUAAAUACAGA
Messenger RNA from Mesocricetus auratus (golden hamster), 2833 nucleotides. RefSeq names its product serine protease 36 (gene Prss36). Gene Ontology annotation, biological process: proteolysis. Gene Ontology annotation, molecular function: serine-type endopeptidase activity. Lineage: Eukaryota; Metazoa; Chordata; Mammalia; Rodentia; Cricetidae. The record is from RefSeq and is a predicted model, not a curated record. The coding region runs from base 1 to 2643 and encodes 880 amino acids. The transcript has 15 exons.